Molecule: messenger RNA, 550 nt
Organism: Nilaparvata lugens (brown planthopper)
Lineage: Eukaryota; Metazoa; Arthropoda; Insecta; Hemiptera; Delphacidae
Exons: 2
Coding region: 55-498 (147 amino acids)
Source: RefSeq, a predicted model, not a curated record
UGGUGUUACAGAUGGCUUCUAAAUUUUCUAUUUCUUUGUUUUUAGGCAUUGGUGAUGCUGGUCGAAGUAGGUGCUUGUCUGCUGAAUAAUUGUUUUGUUUGGCGUUUGUUAGAGCAGUAUGCCCUCAUGAAUCGUGAGAUUUCUGCCAUAUGUCUCUCCACAGGAUUCGAGCUAGGAGAGUAUGUGGAAGUUCGAGAUAUUUUUAUGUCAGCCAGGUCAAGUAUUCUUUUCCAUUGUUUGCUACAAAAAUAUGAAGCAUUAUCUGAUAGAAUGCACUUAGGUUUCCCUACUUGUGGAGUCCACUUAUUCACUACACAAUUUGCUAGGGUUUCUCCUGUUUGUUUACUGAUGGAAAAGAACAUGGUGUAUUUUGAGAAUGUGCAUGUUAAUACAAAUAUAUAUUUUUUCCAUAUUGUGCCAGGGGUAGAGGACCAUAAAUGUCUGCUGAUAAUAAUUCCAAUGGGGCGGUCGGCAAUAUUGGUAUCAUUGCUCCCCUGAUUUGAUAUUUUAGGUGCUUUGUUUUCUGACAGAGGUCGCAUGCUCUUAAUAC